AUGGAGGAUUCCCUCAUGUAUGAUGUUGUGCUCGAUGCAGGAAGCAGCGGUUCCCGCAUUCAUGUAUUUGUGUUUAAACAGUCCGGUACUGACUUGAAGCUGAGCUUAGAACACUUUAAGCGUGUCGAGCCCGGCAUUUCCAGCUUCGCCUCGAGCGCCUCCGCGGCCGUCGACUCACUGAGGCCACUGAUGGACGUCGCCCUUUCGUACGUCCCGCCAAGCCACCACAAGUCGACGGCGGUCACCUUGAAGGCGACGGCGGGGCUGAGGCUUCUACCUGAAGAACAGCAAAUUACUCUUCUUAAUGGGAUUGAUGCCUACCUGAACUCCACACCAUUUUCCAACCGAGGGGUCUCGGUGAUCUCAGGAGGCGAAGAGGCGUUGUACGGCUGGAUGACGCUCAACUACCUUUUGGGUCGCUUGGACUCCGAUGAUAAGCUGCCCGUGAUUGCAAUUGACAUGGGUGGGGCCUCGACCCAAAUUAUAUUCAAGACUCCAUCCGAGUCGGCCGAAUGGCUGCCGUUUCGCUACGCAAUGCAUCUGAAGCUUAAAGAAUCCGGCGUCACGCUCUACCACCAUAGCUACUUAGGAUUUGGGCUCAACGAGGCUCGAAAGAAGAUCUGGCAUACCUAUAAACACCAUGAAAUUCUUGUUUGCUUUUCCGAUAGCGACGCCAAUACCAAUCGAACGGAGCACACCUUCAACGACUACCCGGUGACCCAGAAUUUCGACUCCUGUACGGACUUGGUCAGAAAUGCGAUGUUUCCAGUAGGGGAAUGUCGAUUCCCUUCUUGUGGUGUGAACGGCAUCCCACAACCUUCAAUCGGCUACGAAGAGCAUGAUAUCUACACAUUUUCGUACUUUUAUGAUCUACUGCGUCGAAUCAUGCCGGUCGAUGCGCCUCUGUCGGUGGAUUCCAUUAAGGGUGCCGCACAGGAGGUGUGCAGUAACUCCAGACAUCCUCAGAACAAGGGAACCUUAUGUAUGGAUUUGGCUUACUUGUAUACUUACCUGCGUUAUGGGUUGAAGUUCAGCAGCACCACCCUUGUUCACGUGGCAGACGAAAUUAACGGUCAGUCUUUGUCAUGGCCUCUAGGUGAUUCUCUGUCUUAUCUGUGGAGGGCUUCGGUAACCCAGUAUUAA
Molecule: messenger RNA, 1143 nt
Organism: Phytomonas sp. Hart1
Lineage: Eukaryota; Euglenozoa; Kinetoplastea; Trypanosomatida; Trypanosomatidae
Source: the annotation of a GenBank genome assembly